AUGGUCCGACGUUGGACGUCCUUAAAACAGUCCCGCCUGGGUGACGGAGGAGGCAGCGAUUCUCCUUCAGACACUGGCGGGGAUCCUGCAUGUUUCGCCUCCCCAUCCACGCCCCUUCCCUCAACGAGGAUUGAAUCCACCAGCUCGAUGACCACGCUCAGGACAGCACCCAUCAGAAAGACCAACUGGCAGGUCAUCGAACACUUUGGCAGCAAGGACAAGGGAAGCCUGUCAUCCAGUCUCAUUGCGGUAAGGGGUAGUAGUUUCAACUUGUGGUCCAUUGGUAUUUAA
This is a messenger RNA of Acanthoscelides obtectus, 291 nucleotides long. The record is from the annotation of a GenBank genome assembly. Lineage: Eukaryota; Metazoa; Arthropoda; Insecta; Coleoptera; Chrysomelidae.